Messenger RNA from Prorocentrum cordatum, 1117 nucleotides. NCBI's taxonomy places the organism in Eukaryota, Dinophyceae, Prorocentrales, Prorocentraceae. The record is from the annotation of a GenBank genome assembly.
GGGCCGUGAUGGUGACCGCAUUGGGCAGUAUGACCUGGCCGACAUCAAGCAGGGCAUUCGUAACCUACCGAACUUCAAGGGAGGCCCUACCUUGCAGUGGUUCCCAGUGGCUCCUCCCACUGGUGCGGUUGCAGAGACUUGGAAGCUUGCUUUGGAGAACGUCAGCCCGCCCUUACUCCAGAUCUUUCAAUGCAGCCAGGCGUUGGGCCCCGCUCCCCAGCGGUUCAAGGAUGGCGAGACAGCGCACCUGCGCAAGCCGAAACGCGAUGGGAAGUCCGCCAUGAACGAUUACCGCACCAUCAGCCUCAUCAGCCACAUGGGCAAGGUCUUCACGCGAGUCACCGCCCUCGACGCCAUGCGCGACAUCUCCCACAGGAUCUCCCCGACCCAGUUCGGUGCCAUGCCUGGCCGUGGCACUCGGGACGCAAUUUCGGUUGCGUUGGAGGUCAUCACUCGUCAUCAGCAAGCCCAUCGAGUUCGAGCACGCGGACGCGCCACGGACCCUCCACCUAUGAUACUGGUCAUCCUUACGGGCUUGGAGAAGGCCUUCGACAUCAUCGCACGGCAGUCCAUUUGGGACAGCCUGGAGUCUCUCCAACUACGGCCUGAUGCACGUGAGACGCUGGAGGAACUCCACGACGGCAUGUGCUACCUCUAUCGUGACGUGCGCACUCGCCUGCCCUGCUCCCGCAUUCAAGUUCAGCGCGGCGUCCGCCAGGGAGGGGUGGAAAGCCCUGGUCUCUUUGUCGCUGCUUAUGACAAGCUAGUGGCCGAGGUGGCAGAACGUCAGCGUGAGAAUGAGUUUCCUGGGAUCUUCGUUUACUUUGACCCUAGCCUCAAGAAGAUUCGCACCUCGGACCCGCUGCCGAAUGACUCCUGCGAGUGCCUGGUGAACAAUUUUGACGAGGCGACCCAGCUGCUUGACUUAGUGAACGGCGAGAUUUCCUACGGUGGCAUGAAGGUCAACGCGAACAAGACUGAGCUUCUCCUCAUCCCCAGCGGCACGGGCAGUAAGAGACUCCAGAAGACUAUCAACUCACACUCCACGGGCAUCGUGACCUGGCAGGAUGAGGAGGCCCACGCCGUGCACCCGCAGCCGACGGUCAAGUACCUAGGC